AUGGAAGAAAACAUUGAUGAAGAUGUUUUUCGUGUUCUUUAUCAAUUAGUUGAACAAAUCCAUGAAGAAAAUGAAUAUUUUCGUAUAUGUGAUGAUUGUUCAAUCAUUGACUCCUCUGUAAAACAUCAAAUUCGUCCUGAACAAGAAGCUGGAACAAAUCCUUGCUUUGGCUUAAGUUUAUGUGAUAAUUGCGCUAAAAAACGUCACGAUGAUGCACAAAAAGUUCUACAAGAUCUAGAACAUUUGGCACAUGAAGUUGAACAACGUUUACAAGCCAUUGAAAAUACUGAAAGAGAAUUAGAUCAAUGGCGAGAUGCACAGUUGCAAAAGAAUCGAGAUUUCUGGGAUGAAUAUCGUCGUCAAGUUGAAAAUUUUUCCGCAUGUCGUAUUCGUACACUUCAAUAUGAAUAUACAAUGAGACAAUUAAAAACGCAACGCAUAAUGAAACGUCUUAAAUGUGCUAAAUAUAUCGCUGAACAUAUUGAUCAAUUACGUGAACAAUUACAUGAAUUACUUCAACCAUCAUUAAUUGAUUUGCUGUCUUCGGAUACAUUUAAAGCUCAGUUUUCUUUAUUUCUAUCGACUAAUGAUGACAAUGAAAAUUCUACAACAAUUGAUCAUCGCCGAGAACUUUAUCAACAACUUGAACAAUUAUCUUGUUUAGAUAAAGUUAUUGUACCCGGAGAUGAUACUACUAUUGAUGAUGAGAUUAGAGAUGAAAUUGAUGAAUGA
Molecule: messenger RNA, 732 nt
Organism: Rotaria socialis
Lineage: Eukaryota; Metazoa; Rotifera; Eurotatoria; Philodinida; Philodinidae
Source: the annotation of a GenBank genome assembly